CAAAUGGACAUACAAUAGCUGUCAUAUUCUGGAGAUUGUUUUCUGUUAUCACUGCUUUUUUACUGACUUAAACAACAAAAGCUUUCAAAUACAACAAAAAAACAACAACAAAAUCAGAUUCAGUAAAUGACAGGUGCGCAAAACCUUUUUUUCUGCACAGGGAUGAUUCAUUCAAGAGGGGAGAAAAAGGGACAGACAGAUGUUUCUCUCUCUCGCCCUGACUCCCUGUCCCUCUCUCUUUCCCCCUCCCCUUGUGAUAAUGACACAGCUUUGGUUGAAGGACGGAGUAAAGCAGGGAUUUUGCAAAAGAAUUGGCCAAAUUAAACAGAACCAUGGUGUUAUGUCACUCACAUCUGGCCCCUGUGGGCGGAUUGGCCAUUGACGCCAGCCUUGCCGGCUGUCAGCCGGGUCAGCCUGUGUGUGGCAGGAAAGACAUCAUGGCCGGGCGCUCCAUAGACUACCCAUGCCUCCGGCAGGGCCCGGAGGUCCUAACAUUUACAAACAUGCACUGAGGUUGCCAGGAUUCUCUGUGCUCCUGAAGGUAAAAUAUAGAAACCAUCCAGGCUUUCCGUUUGACGUCUAAAUUCCAGCCAAAGACUUCAUGCUUUAUUAAAUUGCUGCUGCUACCACUCAAGCUUCAUCUGUUGAUUAGAGAGCUCUUCUCCUGUUUUGCUGAUCCCAGGCCUUGCAAGGCUGAAUUGCAGCCAUGGAGGUAGCUCUAGUGAACUUCGAGAGCCUGGAGGACCUUGACGCCAGCCUUGAGGAUGAGGACACCUAUUCUGAUAAGACCUUGGCUCUCACAGUGGACAUGCCUCCUGAGCCAAACAGCCCAGACAUUGAUUACCUUCUCCGAGCUCCCCAGCUAUCCUCCAAACCUUCCCAGUACAGCCCGAUGCCAUCCCAUAUGUGGGAAUCCACCUCAUCUUUACCUAUUCCACAAACAUAUACACUGGGUAUACCCCAGUCUCCAGUGUUGCUAUCCCCAAGCCAAAAGGGCCGCAGUAGCUGUGCAAGCAUGAUUUCUAACUGGAAAUUGCUAUUAAGCAGUGAGGGAGUUAAGGAGAGUGAGACCAUCUUCAGCCGGCUCACCAAAGAGUGCUGUGAGGACCUGUUUGUAGAUAAACGAGGGCUGGAUGAUGGAGACCAGAAAGUCAUUAUCAACAUAGCCGGUCUUCGUUUUGAGACACAACUCAAAACACUGGACCAGUUUCCGGAAACACUCUUAGGAGAUCCUUUGAAGAGGAUGGACUACUUUGACCCCAUGCGGAAUGAGUACUUCUUUGAUCGGAAUCGGCCGAGCUUUGACGGGAUCUUGUAUUACUACCAGUCUGGGGGAAAAAUCCGAAGACCAGCUAAUGUGCCGCUUGAUGUGUUUGCUGAUGAAAUUGUGUUCUAUGAGCUUGGCCAAGAAGCCCUUGAGCAGUUCAGAGAAGAUGAAGGAUUUAUAAAAGAUGUUGAUAUCCCUCUUCCAACUAAUGAAAUACAUAGGCAGUUCUGGCUUCUCUUUGAGUACCCAGAGAGCUCCAAUGCCGCUCGUGGUGUAGCUCUGGUGUCCGUCCUGGUCAUUGUGAUAUCCAUUAUUAUAUUUUGCAUGGAAACACUUCCAGAGUUCAGAGAUGAUUCUGAUAGAGUUGUGGCCACCCCUGUAAAACCUGUCAACCAGUCCAGCAGUUUCCCCUCUGCUUCUUUUCCUGGUGUAAAGCUCACAACCUUUUCUGACCCUUUCUUUUUCAUUGAGACUGCCUGUAUUGUCUGGUUUGCCUUUGAGCUGUGUGUUAGAUUUGUGGCCUGUCCCAGUAAAAGUGAGUUUUUCCACAAUAUCAUGAACAUUAUCGACAUCAUAUCCAUCAUCCCUUACUUUGUGACUGUUAUCACAGAAACAUUCACGACGCCACAAGAGAGUUCUGGACAGAACAUGUCUUUGGCUAUUCUGCGUAUAAUCCGAUUGGUCAGAGUGUUUCGUAUUUUCAAACUCUCACGCCAUUCUAAGGGGCUUCAGAUCUUGGGGCAGACUUUAAAAGCCAGUAUGCGUGAGCUUGGUUUGCUCAUCUUCUUCCUAUUCAUUGGAGUGAUCCUCUUCUCUAGUGCUAUUUACUUUGCUGAAGUUGAUGAGCCUAGCACGCAGUUUGUUAGCAUUCCUGACGGCUUCUGGUGGGCUGUGGUCACCAUGACUACUGUAGGCUACGGAGACAUGUGUCCCAUUACUGUGGCGGGUAAGAUUGUUGGCACCUUGUGUGCAAUAGCAGGUGUAUUGACGAUAGCGUUGCCUGUUCCUGUCAUUGUUUCAAACUUCAACUACUUCUACCACAGAGAGACGGAAGCAGAGGACAAGCUUCCCAUGGCAGAAGCUCUUGAGCAAGCAAUGAAGGCUGAAGCAAUCAGCAAACAGGCCAGCAACACUUCACUCAAUCUAGCCAAUGGCAUUUGGCAGAUUAAAGGAAACUAACUGUGGAAGAAAAAAUUGAAGAAAAUGAAAAAAUGAACAUUUAGUCUUUUAGUCACCUCAGAUGAAGAAUUCUUGUGAUUAAAAUUUCAUUAUUCCUGUGGAAAUGUAUGUUUUAUAUUGACAACGGGCUGCACUACUUGUAUGAUAAAUCAGAAAAGAUCAUAUGGUUGAGGACUCUGUACUUCUGUGAACAAUUUUGUAUUCACCUGUUAUCAAUUGUUCAUACCUCAAGCAAAUUCUGACUUGAAGUUACAAUCAAGCAUCAAGAUUAUUUUUUUUGACUGGGAACUGACAAAGGCGUCUCGCAGAAGAUUUUACAAAGAGGCAUCAUGAUUCUUUAAUUGUACUAACAUCUAAGACAACAUAUUCAAAAUUUACCAAGGUGUAUAUGUUUUCCAGCUUGACUGUAUAUUUAUUACACAUAUCAUAUGUCAAAGUAUUUUCUUUGUUCUUUGGCUCUACUGUUAUUCUCUUGAUAUUUAAAUGUUUAUUGUCAGAUUUGGUCAAACGUAAAUGAAACAGUAAAAUUCAGAACAUGUAAAUUAUUGAUACAACAUUAUCUACUUACUCAUUUUUGAACCUAUGAAAAUGGGUCUUCUCUUCUGGUGUUGUCUAACAAAUCUUUAGCUUGACAGAUUUGACAUUUUUGUGACAGACCACAGCUCGUUGAAAGCUGAUUUACCCACUGUGUGGGUGCAGCACAAACAUCUGAAACAUUGGCCAAAGAAACUAACAUUCAAAUGUGACAGAUGUAGAUUUCUAUUUAACUUCCACAAAAAAAAAAUGUUUUGAUGCUUCUGGUCGGAUGUCUGUACAAGGUUUCCCAUUCCUAACAGAAAAAGUCAGGUCUGCAUAAAAACAUUUCUAAAAAUAUUUGAUUUUCUGGUUAUGUCAUGACUUAUAACUAGUGGUAUUGGACUCUUGUUGCUAUUUCAUAAAUAAAUUAUAGCAUUAUUGUAUUUUGUCCUCUUAUUCAUUGCAACAAGUAUUGGGGUGGCCUGUGUUGCAAAUCAAUAAUGAAAACAAUGAUAUUAAUAAAUAAUAAUAGUUAUUUAUUAGUGUAAAUGAGAACACCCAAGGAUACUGCACUGGAUAAAAAUAUACUCUUGGCAAAAGAUAAAAAUAUGUCACAAAAUCAAAACUAAAAAAAAAAAA
Molecule: messenger RNA, 3601 nt
Organism: Oryzias latipes (Japanese medaka)
Lineage: Eukaryota; Metazoa; Chordata; Actinopteri; Beloniformes; Adrianichthyidae
Gene: kcna10a
Product: potassium voltage-gated channel, shaker-related subfamily, member 10a
Biological process (GO): action potential; potassium ion transmembrane transport; protein homooligomerization
Cellular component (GO): voltage-gated potassium channel complex; membrane
Molecular function (GO): delayed rectifier potassium channel activity; protein binding
Source: RefSeq, a predicted model, not a curated record